ACACUUCCCAUCAUGCAGUUCUUCAAGGGCGCUUCCGCAAGCGCGCGCUCUGCACAGGUUUCGCAGAAACGGAUGUUCGCGCGCAUCGAAUGAGCUUCUGACUUAACUCUAUUAUACCCCACGUUUACCUUAAGACAUCACUGCAUUGCCGUCGUUUUCAGAAUGCCAAAGUCAAAGGAAGUGUUGUCUUCUACUUCAGACAGCGACUCUGACAGUGAAGUUGAGACGAAGGCUAAGAGAAAGAAGCAAGCGGCACCAGAAAAGCCAUCAAAGAAACAAAAAAGUGGAGAAACCUCAAAAGUGUCAUCUGCCUCUAAAAGCAGUAGCAGUAAAAAUGACAACAUGUUCCAGAUAGGAAAGAUGAGGUAUGUGAGUGUUCGGGAUUUCAAGGGAAAAGUGCUGAUUGAUAUCCGGGAGUACUGGAUGGACCAAGAAGGUGAAAUGAAACCAGGCCGGAAAGGUAUUUCACUGAACCCAGAGCAGUGGAACCAGCUCAAAGAGCAGAUGGGUGAGAUCGACGACGCCGUCAGGAGAAUAUAACACCUGCCUGCUUUUUUAACAGAUUCUUGCUCUGCCGUUCUGCUUCUGUCGCCCUCCAAACCUUCUCUGAAUCCUCCCGAGACACGUCACGGUCCACGAGACCUGGCUUCAUUUUGACUAAUGUGUAAUUGCUAAGUUUUUGUCUUUGUAGAGCACCACGCUUUCAAAGCCAAUGUGGUUACCGGGACACUUUGUAUGUAUAUUUUAGACUAGGUUUUAUUGAAGUAGUUGUUCGUUGUACGUGUCUUUUUAUAUUUGAGAUUUUCAUGGUUGUGGGUUUUAAAGGGGUUGGCUAGAGAGAGUGAGUUUGUGCCCUUCGUUUUUAAUAAAGAUGGUAGACAAAA
Messenger RNA from Puntigrus tetrazona (Sumatra barb), 884 nucleotides. RefSeq names its product SUB1 regulator of transcription a (gene sub1a). Gene Ontology annotation, biological process: positive regulation of transcription initiation by RNA polymerase II. The coding region runs from base 163 to 540 and encodes 125 amino acids. Gene Ontology annotation, molecular function: transcription coactivator activity; DNA binding. The record is from RefSeq and is a predicted model, not a curated record. The transcript has 5 exons. Gene Ontology annotation, cellular component: nucleus; transcription regulator complex. Lineage: Eukaryota; Metazoa; Chordata; Actinopteri; Cypriniformes; Cyprinidae.